GUAGCGAGUAAUCGUUAGUGAACUUCAGAAUUAAACGUGGAAGAUGAACAAUCAGAAUUAUAACUACGGAAACUAUUCUCAAAUGCCACCGAAUCAGCCAACCUUCAAUCAGCAACCAAUUUACAGCCAACAACAACAACAACAGUAUUUUAAUCCUCAAUUUGCAAACAACCCAAUGGUCGCAAGUUGGUCGUAUCCUCAAGCGCAACAAUUUCCUGUUCCAGAUUACAGCAACCCAGUAGGUGUUUAUAACGUCCCACCGCCCCCACCACAGGAAAAUCAACCAUCGACGUUUACACCAAAUCAGAAUCAAAAUCAAAACAGGAAUAAUAAACAGAAACAAAUUCCUAAUAAUCAAUCAAACCGUGGUCGAAAUAAACAAAAUUGGACUCGAGGUAGAGGUGGAGGAGGGCGAGGUGGUGGCUCGUUUGGAUCUGGUACUCAAAGGGAAAUUCAACAGAAUCAAGGAAAUUUUAAGCCAACAAAUAACCGAAACAAUCGAAAUCAGAAUCAAGGAAGAAAUAACUUCGCUCAAAAGAAUUUAAAUUCAACAACUGAGUCACCUACAAAGCCGGCAAAUGUCUGUCAACCUGUUGCACCUUCAGAAACAGCAACAUCACAAGAAGAAAUUGAUUUUGAUGAGCAAUUUAAGAAGUGGGAAGAAGAAUUUGAUAAAUGGAAGCAUGCCAAUGUCAAUCAUCCAGACAAAAACGCAUACAGACAAUAUGAACAGCAAUUCGAAGCAGUUCGACAGAAGCUCUUAAAGAGACGACAAGAAAUGCAAAAGAAAAAAAUGGAUGAAAAAGCAUCAGCAAUCAAAACAGCUGAACAACUUAAAUUUGAGUCCCAAUGGCAGGCUGGACCUUCGCAAGAUAAAAACAAAAAUCCUUUAAAACCACUAGGAGAAUCAACAAUCGUCACAUCAUCUGCUUCAUCAACGCAAAUUCCUAUAAAUCAAUUCAAGUUGGUAAAUCCAAUUCCAAAUUCAAGCAACGACUAUUCGCAAGAUGACUUUAUUGACGAAAGUUUCGAAGAUAGUCAUUCAAAUGCCAUGUCAACUAAGAAUUUCGGUAAUUUAGGAAAGGGAAAUAUUCCAGGAUUAGAUUUAGUUUCACUGGUUCCAGCAAGAAGCUCGACAACAAAUAAUCAAGAAGUCAGAGAUUCAGAAAUGAUCUGUGACGAUGAUGAACAAGAAGAAGAGCAUUACGAACCCCCAAAAGUUUCACCACCAUUGCCGGUAUUCAAAUCAACUCCUAAUCGAUUCGUGAUUAAUAUCAAUGAAUUUCUUGAGACUCCUGGAAGAUCUAAACGACCUGAAAAAUUUGUGGUUUUUAUUAGAGGUGCACCGGGAUCGGGUAAAAGUUAUUUAGCAAAUCUCAUACAAGAGAAGGAAGUGAAGAUGGGAAACAAUUUCUGCACAGUACUAAGCAUUAACAAAUACAUAAUUAGUCGUUUUGAAAGCUCAAAAAUUGACACUUUUCAAGAAGAACUUAUUAGAGAGUUUCGCAAGAAGAUCAAUGAAAAUGUUUUUAAGUUCAUCAUUGUUGAGAUUGAAGGCGGAAAGCUCACAAUUUUCAAUAGAUUUAUGCAAAUUUUAAUGAGAGAUGGCAAUUUUAAAAGCUUCGUCAUAGAACUUAAUCAACCAUUUGAUGUUUGCAAGAGAAAUGCAGAACGACCUGAAGACACUUACAACGAUGAUCCUGAAGAUGAUGACUUUGACAACGAUCCACAAAUGUCAGCAACAUAUUUAGAUCAGAUGCUUAAACUGCUGAAACGAACAAUCAAAGAAGGUCAAUUUAGAUUCAUCAUUGUUGAUGCUGAGAAUGUUGAUAACGAUGUUUACAAUAACUUUUUAUGGGAGGGAAAAGUUGGAAAGUUCACAACUUAUACAAUUGAACUUCAUCAGACUUUGGAUAUUUGUCUUCUUCAAAAUAGAAAUAAACGUUCCGAAAGUGACAUUAAAAUGGCAAUUGAGAAAUUGAAUUCAAAUAGAAUUCAAAACGAUAAGAAGCUGUUGAUAGCAACAGCACUUUAUGAUGAAUACAAAUGCAUGAUUAAUCCUGAUGUCACUAAGUGCGACGAAGAUAAAGUUGAAGUCAUUAAUAUUGAUGAUGAUGAGUCGAUGAGUGAAGAAACAAAAAAAGAUUUUAUUGACAUUCGUGAGAUAUUGGAAGAGCCUGGACGAACUAAUGGCUUCACAGGAUAUGCUGUAGAGUUGAAUCAAGAUGAUGAUAUUUGCCAUCAAUUCAACGACCAUCGAAGAGAUGAAAAGGAAGUUCUAUCAGAGAUUUCGAUUAUGAAGUCAAAUCCGACGCCUGAUGAUCAGAUAUUGUUAGAUCCUGAAUAUUUGUAUCAUGAAUAUCAAUACAACUUGAAUGAUGAUUUUUCAAAUCUUCUCGAUGUCGGUGAUGAUGAUGACGACAUGGAAAAUGAUGAUGAACAAAUUUUAUUCGGGCCACUUAAAAAGACAACGAUGAAGAGUAAAUGGGACGACGAUGAUAAACCAGACAUCACGAUGGAACGUUUAGAUGGAACGAGAAAAAAAAGUCUUCAAUCAAUGGCAGAAUAUCUACAAACAGAUGAUGAAUGGACAAUGCGACCUUCGACUGCUGGUAAGAAACGAGUUCGAUGGGCUGAUAUUGAGGAGAAAAAAGCGCAAGAAAGAAUGCGGGACAUUGGAUUCAUUGUUGGGCAAACAGAUUGGAAUCGAAUGACUGAUACAUCCGACGGUAAAAGUGCUCUGGAAAAAACUAAAUAUAUUGAAUCACGAAAGAAGUAA
Messenger RNA from Clunio marinus, 2779 nucleotides. Lineage: Eukaryota; Metazoa; Arthropoda; Insecta; Diptera; Chironomidae. The record is from the annotation of a GenBank genome assembly.